GAAAUCAAUCUCGAUCUGCCGCGCGCGCAGAGGGGUUGACGGAGCGAUGGAAGACGACGGCGUCCCUGAAAGAAUCUUUGACGCGGCGUGCGACGGCGACCUGGAAGAAGUGCAAAAAUUUCUAGCCAGCGUCGCCACGCCGCGAGACGUCGUGAACAGCAUAGAUCCUGCUGCGCCUGGCAGCAAUGCAACGCUUCUCUCUUGUGUGACCUGUGAAGUUCGCAACAACGUGAGGCACGUCAAAAUCGUGAGACUGCUCAUUUCCCACGGUGCUAACGUGAAUCAAAUCGAGACGGGCGGGGCAUCGCCGCUACACAACGUACUGCAUUUUUUUGGCCAUGGGUGCUCGGGAAAAGCAGUUAUCGAUGUGGUCAAGUCUCUCCUGAGGGCAGGGGCUGAUGUUAAUCGCGCAGGUGGAAGGUACGUAGGCCUUCCAAUCACGAUGGUCAUCGAAAAGUUGGCGAAACGACGUCGUCCUGACAGUGCGGCGCUUGCGGAACUUGUGAAAAUGCUCCUGCGUGCGGGUGCCUCCGUAGAUAGUUCUAGUGAAGGGAAAUUGACUGGGUGGCAAAGUAUGCGGAAUGUUUGGCUUACUGCUGUUCGGACACAUCGGUACGACGACGACGGCAGGUGCGCCGAGCUCCUUGCCGAUCCCCACUUCAUCACGAUCAAAGCCCAGAUAGACGGCGUCCACGCGCACGGUUCCUGGCGCGCGUACAUCAUGGCGCCGCGGUUGGAGGUCUUGACCCUCCGCGGUCUCGCGAACCGCGGCAAGAUCCGCUCGACGGACCCCGCGCUGAACAACCUCGUCGCGCUCCCGAAUGAGCUCAUCUGCCAGGUACUCGCGUUUUGGUCCGGCUAGCGGCGCAGCCACGUAGCCGAGAGCGUGACUCAGUACAAGACUGAUGAAGCAAGCGCACAAGGCGCUACCAAGAUGACUAAGAAAACUUACACA
Pelagomonas calceolata is the source of this 955-nucleotide messenger RNA. Lineage: Eukaryota; Pelagophyceae; Pelagomonadales; Pelagomonadaceae. The record is from the annotation of a GenBank genome assembly.